GGAAGGUUUUUAAUUAUUUGUGCGACUUGGCUAAUUAAUUAAUUUUCCCAACGCUUUUGAAAACAAUCAUCUUUAGUGGUGGGCCCAUGCCAUAUUGUCAUCAGCAUUUUGCUUUUUCAUCUCGUAAAAUAGUCCCUACCUUUCCCCUCACCGUUAAAACUUGAAGCCCGGUGAUCUCUUAGUUGCUCUCAUGGCCACAAAUCAAGAACCAGAACCAUCAUGGCAACAACUCCUUGGAAGCAAAAACUGGGACUCUCUUCUUCAUCCUAUCAACCUCUCACUUCGCAACCACAUCCUCCGCUGUGGCGACUUCUGCCAGGCCACGUAUGACGCCUUCAACAACGACCAAAACUCCAAGUUCUGCGGCACCAGCCGCUAUGGCAAGCCCACUUUCUUCGACAAAGUCAUGCUGGAAUCUGCCUCCGAUUACAGAGUGGAAUCUUUUCUGUAUGCCACUGCUCGGGUCAGUCUCCCUGAAGCGUUCUUGCUCCACUCCAAGUCCCGGGAGUCCUGGGACCGCGAAUCAAACUGGAUUGGCUACAUCGCCACGACGUCCGAUGAAAGGACAGAAGCUCUGGGUCGUCGCGAGAUCUACGUAGUGUGGCGAGGAACUACGAGAGACUAUGAGUGGGUUAAUGUUCUUGGUGCAAAGCUUGAGUCUGCAAAACCCCUUUUGCGAGUCAACGAAAACACUAGUAGUACUAACAAGGAAAAAGAUGAUACAAGUAGCAGCAGUGAUAGCGAUGAUGAUAGUGAGAAGAAGCCUAAAGUGAUGCUUGGUUGGCUGACGAUUUACAUUUCUGACGAUCCCAAGUCACCUUUUACAAAAGUAAGUGCAAGGACACAGCUUUUGGGGAAGAUUAAAGAGUUGAAAGAGAGAUAUAAAAAUGAAAAUCUAAGUAUAGUGUUUACCGGGCAUAGCUUGGGAGCUAGCUUAUCGGUUAUAAGUGCUUUCGAUGUGGCUGAGAAUGGUGUGGCCGAUGAUAUUCCGGUGGCGGCUUUUGUUUUUGGUUGCCCACAGGUUGGAAAUAAGGCUUUCGAUGAGAGGAUGAAAAAGUAUCCAAAUGUUAGUGUAUUGCAUAUAAAGAACUCAAUUGAUCUCAUUCCCCACUAUCCUAGCCGGUUGUUGGGGUAUGUUAAUAUGGGAACGGAGCUGGUAAUUGAUACAAGGAAGUCGCCAAGCCUGAAGGACUCGAAGAAUCCCAGCGAUUGGCAUAAUUUACAGGCUAUGUUGCACAUAGUAGCAGGGUGGAAUGGAGAGGAAGGAGAGUUUAAGCUGAAAGUGAAGAGAAGUUUGGCCUUGGUGAAUAAGUCUUGUGCGUUUCUGAAAGAUGAGUGCUUGGUGCCAGAGUCAUGGUGGGUGGAGAAGAACAAAGGGCUUGUGAGGAAUGAAGAUGGAGAGUGGGUCAUGGCUCCACAAACUGAUGAGGACAUGCCUAUCCCUGAAACCUGACUAUUUGCUUGGAUCACUGUCUUGUUGUAGGUCAAUUUGCUGCGAAAUCAUGCCUAUCCCUGGAGAUUAUUUCUUGUAUAGCAAUUGCUGCGAAAACAUGAGAACAGUCGAAGUACGAAAUAAGCAUAAAAGAGCAUUUGAGGAGCA
This is a messenger RNA of Theobroma cacao (cacao), 1600 nucleotides long. NCBI's taxonomy places the organism in Eukaryota, Viridiplantae, Streptophyta, Magnoliopsida, Malvales, Malvaceae. The record is from RefSeq and is a predicted model, not a curated record.